UGAGAAUUGAGCGAGCUGAAAGCAGCCAAACCAAUGACCGCGGGGCUGCCUUGUAUAUAAGCCAAGGUGUGAGACCCCCAAAGCGGGCGACCUUCAUUUUGGCUUUGGUGAACAGGAUCUGAUCCCAAGGGCUGUUACCACUAAUCUUGUGCAGACUGCUAGAAACGCAAUCAUGCCUUUCGGAAACACCCACAACAACUUCAAGUUGAACUUCUCCGUCGACGAUGAGUACCCUGACCUUACCAAGCACAACAACCACAUGGCGAAGGCCUUGACGAAAGAAAUCUAUACCAAGCUGCGGGACAAGCAGACUCCCAGCGGUUUCACUCUGGAUGACAUCAUUCAGACCGGAGUGGACAACCCUGGGCACCCCUUCAUCAUGACCGUCGGCUGUGUUGCUGGGGAUGAGGAGUCUUAUGAAGUCUUCAAGGACUUGCUUGAUCCCAUCAUCUCCGACCGUCAUGGUGGCUAUAAGGCCACUGACAAGCACAAGACUGACCUGAACUUUGAGAACCUCAAGGGUGGUGAUGACCUUGACCCCAACUACGUUCUGAGCAGUCGCGUGCGCACUGGACGCAGCAUCAAGGGGUACACGCUCCCCCCCCACAACAGCCGCGGUGAGCGCAGGGCUGUGGAGAAGAUGGCCGUAGAGGCCCUGAACAGCCUGGAUGGUGAGUUCAAGGGCAAAUACUACCCACUGAAAAACAUGACUGAUCAGGAACAGGAACAACUGAUCGCUGACCACUUCCUGUUUGAUAAGCCCGUCUCGCCCCUGCUGCUGGCGUCCGGCAUGGCCCGCGACUGGCCUGACGCACGAGGCAUCUGGCACAAUGAGAACAAGACCUUCCUGGUCUGGGUGAAUGAGGAGGACCAUCUGCGCGUCAUCUCCAUGCAGUUAGGUGGCAACAUGAAGGAGGUCUUCAGGCGAUUCUGCGUUGGUCUGCAGAAGAUUGAGGAUGUCUUCAAGAAGCACAACCACGGCUUCAUGUGGAACGAGCACCUGGGCUUCGUGCUGACCUGCCCCUCUAACCUGGGCACCGGGCUGCGCGGCGGCGUCCACGUCAAGCUGCCCAAGCUGAGCACACAUGCUAAGUUUGAGGAGAUCCUCACCAGGCUGCGCCUGCAGAAGCGUGGCACAGGCGGCGUAGACACUGCCUCCGUGGGCGGCGUCUUCGACAUCUCCAACGCUGACCGUCUGGGCUCCUCUGAAGUCGAGCAGGUCCAGCUGGUGGUUGAUGGUGUGAAGCUGAUGAUUGAGAUGGAAAAGAAGCUGGAGAAGGGAGAGGCCAUCGAUGGCAUGAUUCCUGCACAGAAGUGAAGAGGGAAUUAGACUUUUUAUACUGUCGGAGUGACUAAGCAUGCUGACAAUGUCAUCUUCCGAGGGACUCAGAUCUUCCCUCGUUUCUCCUGCUUUUCUGUUUCUUUUCUUUUUUCUUUCACAGUGUUUUUACACGAUUCCUGUACAGUUGGUAACAUCCUGGGAUCAAGACCAGACACACCUGUUUCAUUUCAAUUGGAAAAUUUCUGAAAUAUAACUUGUAAUUAAAUAAAUGGCCCCAUUAAAAUAUA
This is a messenger RNA of Paramormyrops kingsleyae, 1569 nucleotides long. RefSeq names its product creatine kinase M-type. Gene Ontology annotation, molecular function: creatine kinase activity. Gene Ontology annotation, biological process: phosphocreatine biosynthetic process. Lineage: Eukaryota; Metazoa; Chordata; Actinopteri; Osteoglossiformes; Mormyridae. The record is from RefSeq and is a predicted model, not a curated record.